AUGGAAUUUGAUAUCAAGAACCUAGGUCAACUAUCAUACUUCCUUGGGAUAGAAAUAGAAACAACUCAUAAAGGUUUGUUUCUGUCUCAAAGAAAGUACGUACUUGACAUAUUGAAAGAAACUGGAAAAAUGAAAGCCAAACCUAUAAAUACCCCAAUGGAAACCAAUGUCAAACUUAAUUUGGAAGUCGGUGAUCCAUUAGAUAACAUAGGACAUUAUCAGCAUCUAGUAGGAAAAUUAAUAUAUCUAAUUGUCACUAGACCUGAUAUCGCUUACGCAGUAAGUAUGGUAAAUCAGUUUAUGCAUGCUCCCCGUACUAGCCACUUGGAUGCUAUUGAUAUAAUUCUUAGACAUCUCAAGGGCACUCCAAGUCAAGGUAUUUGGAUGAAAGGUAAUAAUGCUUAUGCUAUAUUUAGUUUCUCUAAUGUAGAUUGGGCAGGAAACUGUGACAUAAAGUCAACUACAGGAUUCUGCACCUUUGUAGGAGGAGACUUAGUAACAUGGAAAAACAAGAAACAAAAUGUAACCGCAAGAUCAAGCGCAGAAGCUGAUUAUCGAGCCAUGGCAUCUACAGCUAGCGAACUCAUUUGGAUCAAACAAGUAUUUAUUGACAUGAAAGUAGACUACAAAGGACCUAUAAAAUGUAUUACGACAGCCAAACUGCCAGGCACAUCGCAUCAAACCCUGUUUUCCACGAAUGAACUAAACAUAUUGAAAUCGACUAUCACUUCAUUAGAGAAAAAGAACAAUAUGGAGAAAUUGAGACCCCGUUUGUCAGAAAUCACAAACAACUAG
Molecule: messenger RNA, 795 nt
Organism: Ricinus communis (castor bean)
Lineage: Eukaryota; Viridiplantae; Streptophyta; Magnoliopsida; Malpighiales; Euphorbiaceae
Exons: 1
Coding region: 1-795 (264 amino acids)
Source: RefSeq, a predicted model, not a curated record